UUUCCUAUUCCUCAGGUCGAAACUAUGACAUUCGAAAUAUUGGAGUUGCUGGACAAAACAGCCGUGAGGAAGCCACUUCAGAAACAAUUAAAUUUCUCCCUCCGAUUCCAUCAAAUCUGCUACGCAUGGAUCAGUGUCUCUACCAUAUGGUACAUCUUCUUCAGUGCUUGGUUUAUUCGCGCAGCAGGAUAUAUCUUUUCUGGAAUUACCGUUUCUAUUGCAUUCCUUCUAUCAAUCGCAUUUUUCUGUGAGGCAGACGGAAAGGGAUGGAAGAAGUUUGUGACUUUGUGCAUUAUCUGUGCCGCACCACGUCUCUUCUUCACUCCGAUCUACGCAGUUGCUAACAUUCAGACGUCACAUGCAAACAAUACAAUGGAGUUCAUUGAGGAGUUCCAUAAUUUGGGAAUAAUGGGAUUCAAGGACAACAAAUAUAAUGACAUUUCGAUUAUCUGGUUUGUCUACUACUACAACUUCAUGCUAGUUUUCUUGGCGAUUCAAAGACUUUUUUGUCGCAAAGCUGUUGAGGAGAAGAAGAUGAAAAUCUUCGCUGACACCCUGAGAGAAGAACAACAAAAAAGAACAGAAAAUGAGGAAGCUGUCGGACCAUUGCACAUUUAAGAGUCAUCUUGAAAUAAUUGACAAAUAAUCAAAAAAUUCAUCACAAUCAAACCCUUUUUUAUUGUACUUCUAAAAAAUGUCUACGUAAAAAAGUAUACUGAAUAAAUGUUCAUCCUCCAUUUAA
Caenorhabditis elegans is the source of this 742-nucleotide messenger RNA. RefSeq lists its product as uncharacterized. Lineage: Eukaryota; Metazoa; Nematoda; Chromadorea; Rhabditida; Rhabditidae. The record is from RefSeq and is marked reviewed. The transcript is spliced from 5 exons. The coding region runs from base 25 to 618 and encodes 197 amino acids.